Molecule: messenger RNA, 1032 nt
Organism: Neofelis nebulosa (Clouded leopard)
Lineage: Eukaryota; Metazoa; Chordata; Mammalia; Carnivora; Felidae
Product: olfactory receptor 1G1-like
Exons: 2
Coding region: 1-1032 (343 amino acids)
Biological process (GO): G protein-coupled receptor signaling pathway
Cellular component (GO): membrane
Molecular function (GO): G protein-coupled receptor activity; olfactory receptor activity
Source: RefSeq, a predicted model, not a curated record
AUGGUCCAAGUGGGCCGGGGUCCACAUGGGGACAAGCGGUUCCUCUACUACAAGGGCAUUUGCAAGAUUCUCCUCCAAUUUCUCUUCUUGAAGGAAAUCAGAAACCAAACCAGCGUCUCUGACUUCCUGCUCCUGGGCUUCUCUGCACACCCUGAGCAGCAGCCUCUCCUGUUCGGACUCUUCCUGGGCAUGUACCUGGUCACCGUGUUGGGGAACCUGCUCAUCAUCAUGGCCAUUGGCUCUGACCAGCACCUCCACACCCCCAUGUACUUCUUCCUGGACAACCUGUCCUUCGUCGAGAACUGCUUCACCUGCACCAUUGUCCCCAAGGUGCUGGCGAACAUCCUGACACAGCGCCACGCCAUCUCCCACGCUGGGUGCCUCGUGCAGAUGUACUUCUUCAUGGCGCUGACCCUGCUGGAUGACUUUCUGCUGGCCGCGAUGGCAUAUGACCGCUACGUGGCCAUCUGCCUUCCUCUCCACUACACCACGAUCAUGUGUCCCCAGCGCUGCCUGCUGCUGGUCGCCGCAUCCUGGCUCUGCUCCCACCUCCUGGCCUCCUCGCUCACCCUCCUCAUGUCUCAGUUCUCCUUCUGUGCCUCUCAUGCCAUCCCACACUUUUUCUGUGAUCUUCUCCCUCUCCUCAAACUUGCCUGUUCAGACACCCAGAUCUUUCAGGUCAUGAUGUUUGCUGAAGCAGCCCUCUCAGGUGUGGUCCCUCUCACCUGUGUCCUGCUCUCUUAUGCCCACAUCAUCCACACCAUCCUCAGGGUCCCCUCUGCUGGGGGGAAGCACAAGGUCUUCUCGACCUGUGGCUCUCACCUGUCAGUGGUUACUCUCUUCUACGGGACGCUCUUUCUGGUGUAUUUCCAGCCCUCAUCCACCUAUUCAGCAGAAAUAGGAAUGGUGGCAUCUGUAGUAUAUACGAUGGUCACCCCCUUGCUGAACCCCUUUAUCUACAGCCUGAGGAACAGGGACAUGAAGGGGGCUUUGUGGAGACUCCUUGGCUGGGGAAGAUGUUCCACAUCAUAA